AAGAAUUAAAAAGUAAAAUAAACUCUCAUAGUUUAUACACAUUUGCUUGGCCAGUGAGGCCGGCUAGCAAAGCCAGAAAAAGCAAAAAUGGAGAUCAAAGAAAUGGAAGAGACAAACACUAAGGAAUCUUCACCGGGACCGAACCCUAACCCGAUUCCGAACGUAUCUCCGAGCACAAAAGCGAAGACAGUGAGAACAAAAGUGCCGGAGAUAGAGAUUCAUGUAUACAGACAAGGGAAAGGACCGAUAGAGGUGUUCAAGUCAAGCUUAGGUGGGUGGGACCAGGAUCAGUUAGAGGUACGAGAAAUUCUAGAAAAAUACGGGUUCAAAUCGGUUUACGCUUUUAGUCCCGGUGGCUCAGGUCGGGGCGCCCCGAUUCGGUUUAAUCCCAGGAAUGGAAGGUCUUUGCUUGGGUAUAGAGAUGGAUCCGUUAUUUAUAUCGAUGGAGAACCUAAGGACUCCUUGAUCAAACCUGUGACCAAGAUCUUGUUUGGGGUAGCAGUUAUAACCUUUUUUAUAACAAUGGUAUUGAAAGAACCUCCACAGUGGAUCAAAAACUCAAACCUUUUUGGUGGAAGCUUCCCCCCUUGGAUCCUUGCUUGUGCAGUUAUUGUCUUUACCCGCAUGAGGAAGAGAACAAGGGACUUCUUAAAGAAGCAUGGCUGGUAAAUACACGCCUUUAUGUUUCUUUUUUUCCCUCGUUUCUCUCUCUCGCUCUCUUUCCUUCGAAGUGAUGCAAUGAAGGUGGAAGUGCCUUCUUUUUGGCUGUUUAGAAAUUUUGUGUAAAGCAAAACAAUAUUAACUAGGCAAUUAUUUAUCUGUUUGGCUUGAUUGGGUUUUGAUUGAAGACUUAAUUGUAUCAUCAAUAGACCAAUGAAAAAUGAGAUUGAAAUAUACUUUGCCACAA
Molecule: messenger RNA, 907 nt
Organism: Ricinus communis (castor bean)
Lineage: Eukaryota; Viridiplantae; Streptophyta; Magnoliopsida; Malpighiales; Euphorbiaceae
Exons: 2
Coding region: 88-669 (193 amino acids)
Source: RefSeq, a predicted model, not a curated record